AUUGUGGUUAUAAGUCAAGAACUACCUGUAGAGGAAUUUGGGCCUCUUCCAUCCAGGUGCUUCUUUUGCUUCACAGGAGUAUGAUAUACUUGACCUGGCAUAGGAGGAGCCUGUCAGAGAGUUCAAAUGGGCAAUGGAAUCAAGCCAUUUGCUGGAUUGAAUAAUUUUGCCUCUAAGAAGACACCUUGACCUUGAAGAUGGUGAGUAGCCAGCCAAAAUACGAUCUAAUAAGAGAGGUUGGUCAUGGCAGCUAUGGUGUGGUAUAUGAAGCAGUAGUAAGGAAAACCUCUGCACGUGUUGCGGUGAAGAAAAUUCGGUGUCAUGCUCCAGAGAACGUCGAACUAGCCUUGCGUGAGUUCUGGGCACUUAGUAGUAUUAAAAGCCAACAUCCAAAUGUAAUCCACUUGGAAGAAUGCAUAUUGCAAAAAGACGGCAUGGUUCAGAAGAUGUCCCAUGGUUCCAGCUCUUCGCUUUAUUUACAGCUUGUAGAGACCUCCUUGAAAGGUGAAAUUGCCUUUGACCCCAGAAGUGCCUACUAUCUUUGGUUUGUGAUGGAUUUUUGUGAUGGAGGUGAUAUGAAUGAAUAUCUCCUAUCCCGAAAGCCCAGCCGUAAGACCAACACUAGUUUUAUGCUUCAGCUCAGCAGCGCCCUGGCUUUUCUGCACAAAAAUCAGAUCAUUCACCGUGACCUCAAGCCUGACAACAUCUUGAUCUCUCAAAGCAGGAUGGAUGCUAGUGACUUGGAACCCACUUUGAAAGUAGCUGACUUUGGCCUAAGCAAAGUUUGUUCAGCAUCAGGACAAAAUCCCGAAGAGCCUGUGAAUGUAAAUAAAUGUUUUCUGUCUACAGCUUGUGGCACAGACUUCUACAUGGCUCCUGAGGUUUGGGAAGGUCACUACACUGCCAAAGCAGAUAUUUUUGCAUUGGGGAUUAUAAUCUGGGCAAUGUUAGAAAGAAUCACUUUCGUAGACACAGAGACAAAGAAAGAACUCCUGGGCAGUUACGUGAAACAAGGGACUGUGAUUGUACCUGUUGGAGAGGCAUUGCUGGAAAAUCCGAAAAUGGAACUACUCAUACCUGUUAAGAAAAAGAAAAUGAAUGCUCGCAUGAAACAGCUGAUUAAGGAAAUGCUUGCUGCUAAUCCACAAGACCGGCCAGAUGCUUUUGAACUAGAACUCCGGUUAGUCAAAAUUGCUUUUAAAGACAGCAGUUGGGACACGUGACUUCUGAAGUACUUUGCCUUUGUGGCAGAAAUGUGUGUAACAAUGGUGCAGCAUUUUAAAGAAGCAAAAACCAGACUAAUCAACAUUUCAAGCGUCAGGGUUCCAUAUGUUUUCCCCAUUGCAUUUCUCUUUAUUUUUAUACGCUAAGCAAAAGGUUGCUCUUCUUGUUUCAGUAUCCAAACAUGUAUGUUCCCAAGCUACAUCUGUAAAAAGCUUUCCAACUUGUCAGGAAAAUUAACAAGUUAGGCAAUGGUUUUAUAGGAAUACUUUAUGGAAUAUUUCAAACAUUCCAAUUUCUUACUGCGGAAUCUUGAAUGCCCUUGAAGGAGAAGACUUGCAUGCUGGUAAUGCAAAUCAUCUAUCAACUUUGUAGAGUAGAUGUGUAUAUAUUUAUGUCACAAUGUGUGAUGUAACCCCUUCCAAUAUGGAAAAGAUACGUCCCAAAUUUAUAGAAUCCAUAGAAUUGAAUGACUGUGACACAUUCUUUGAUGCCCCAGCUUCUGUAUCCAUUCCCUUUUCUUCCCCUUAAAACAAUGUGAUGACACAAAAUGAGGUCUACACUAUGAUGCACAAGGAACCUCUGAUUCAAGCACUGUAGGGAGAAUCUUAAUUUGGAAGGUUGUAUUAAAUAAGCUGACGGCUUAUUCCAGUUGAGGUGCCAACACUUUGUCGUGAUUCCGUACAUUUAGUUACCUUUUUUCAAGGAUAACCAAAUGAUUAUUUGAUAGAUCCAGAGUUACUGGUCACAGCUAUAUUUUGUAUUUGAUAUUAAUUCUUAUUUUAAUUUGGGAUUUUUAAAAAACAGAAUAUUUAAAUCUUCAACUAUGAUUCCCUCAAGAUUUAGUUUGUUGUUUGGCAGAGAUUUAUUACCUCUGUUCCCCAUACAGUUUGGGUGAAAAUUAGAGAAUAGUGGGCACUGUUUUCUUAACACACAUACAGAAAGCGGUGUGUGUAAUUAGUUCAACCAGAAGCCUAAAUGUUCAUUCCACUAUCAUUGUGCCCCACUGAUGUGACAUUACUACUAUUGCCCAUUGUACUGGAUCAUAACUGGAGUCUGUACUGCUAGAGUGAAUCUCUCCCUCUCUUUGUUUUCAUCUGAAGCACUCAGCAACCUGCUUCUCUCCAGGUUACUGGUUCACAGGUUUGCAGCAUCUGUUCAUACAUACAGUUCAAAAGAAUUGCAAACCUCGUACGAUAAGCAAAUGAAAACUCAGUUUAUGAGUAUAAAUACUGUUAGAUAAAUUUCAUGAGAGGGAAUAGUGCAGUAUAUGUCUUCAUGUCAAAAAAAAAUGUCAAAAACAUUUUAUUGUACAGGUAGAAACUAUCCUGGUGCCAUCAGCUACAGCACAGAAACCAGAAAGCCCUUUGUUUUCUUAAGAGAAGCACUGUAGACAUUAUGUUUUAAAAUCCUUGUUUGAUGUACCUAGAAUCUGAAAAGUAGAUAAGAAAAGGUAUUUGUUUACUCCUUAGCUGCUAUGUCCACAUUAAACAAGGGGACAUUCAAGGGGAUAUAUUUCUAAAACUUGAAAAAUACAUGGUGGGUUUUGUUUUGUUUUUUGCUCAGUGUAGUUAUCAGUCAUGUAAUAUAAUCCUUUACUUGCUAAUAGUAAGCAAGUCUCACAGAGUUCAGUGAGGUAAGUAUGCAUAGGAUUGUUACUUUAAUAGUUGAUGCAAUUUUGGAAAAAAAAAUCAAAUUAUUCUCUCCCCCCCCCCUAAAAUAACAAACAAAAAUGUCACAUUAACACAGAGAUCUAUUUUAAGAGAAUUUCAACUAGGGUAGCAUAUGUCCGGCUUGCAGUGCUAAAUUGUUUUAGCUGAGGAUCCAGGUAAUGUUCUUCCUUUAACUGAGAGGAUAAGAUAAGGGCUUGACUUAUAUACAUUUAGAAUAUCAAUGUUUCAAAGUAAGCAAACAUCUUCAUUCUUUAAAGCACCAUUUGUGCCUUUAGAGAAGAUUGCAUUGCACAUAGGAUGACACCUCAGUGGUUAUCCUGUGCUUAAUGAUAUUGUGUAUCCCAUCAGCUGAACAGUUAUAUAAUAUUUGUGUCAAACAAAAAGAAUACAAGUGCAGGAUCUUGACAGUCCUUAUGUAUUAGAAAAACCAGCAACUCUCAACCACGUAUGUCCUAUCUAAUUACUCCAUAGAGUUUCUUGGCACUUAACAAGCCUUUCAGAUUUUUGGAUAUACUAUUUGGUGUACUUUUUAGUGCAGUGCAGAAGCUACAAACAGAGCAAAUUAUAUAUUGCCCAGUAACACAGUUAAUGUUAAAAGUGCCCUUGUUUCUUAUUUUUAAAAAUUGGGAAAACUUCCCUGGUCAUUUCUGUUCAUGGUGCUUAGUAUGUUGGCAUUGAAUGUCAACGAUUGUUCCAUUUAUUACCUGCUGAAUAAUUGUCCCUUAAAAUCUCUGUGUGUGAUUUUUGUUGUUGCUUGUGUUUGGUUUGAUUUCCUGUAAAAUCUUUAAAACCAAUUGUAGCAGUCACAGAACAAUCCACCAGCGUAACAUAAAAUAAAAAAAUAACUCAUCAGCACUUCAAAAGAGAAAGCAGUUUCAAAGCUUUCUCUUAUAAAUUGUAAAUUUUAUUUUGUGAAAAAUUUAUUAAGGGGGGAAAUUAUUGUGUAAUUUAUUGAGUUAAUGACUUUUUUUAAAAAAAUAAAUAAAAGUCUGAAUUGGUC
Molecule: messenger RNA, 3894 nt
Organism: Thamnophis sirtalis
Lineage: Eukaryota; Metazoa; Chordata; Lepidosauria; Squamata; Natricidae
Gene: PDIK1L
Product: PDLIM1 interacting kinase 1 like
Biological process (GO): protein phosphorylation; negative regulation of G2/MI transition of meiotic cell cycle
Cellular component (GO): cytoplasm; nucleus
Molecular function (GO): ATP binding; protein kinase activity
Source: RefSeq, a predicted model, not a curated record